Messenger RNA from Dalotia coriaria, 1236 nucleotides. RefSeq names its product leucine-rich repeat-containing protein 23-like. Bases 40 to 1236 code for a protein of 398 amino acids. The transcript is spliced from 9 exons. Lineage: Eukaryota; Metazoa; Arthropoda; Insecta; Coleoptera; Staphylinidae. Gene Ontology annotation, molecular function: protein binding. The record is from RefSeq and is a predicted model, not a curated record.
AGAGGUGAUUUUCACUUUUGACAGUCAAGUAUAAUAAAAAUGUCUGAAUCAAGUGAUGAAGUGUCGAUUAGUGAUGAUCAAGUUGAAGAAGUGCAGUUUUUAAAUAAAAAGAGGAAAGUGAAACCUGAAGAUGAACCCGACGAAUUCAUCCAAGAUAAAAUCCUUACAUUCGACGAAGCAUCCAAAUGUCUUCACACUUUGGGCAAGGACGAAUCCUGCAUGCGAUAUGCUUAUUUACAAUUCACAGCGUGUGAUCAGAAGUUAACAGACAUUCGCACAUUGUUAAACUUUCGCCAUGUGAUCUAUGUGGAUGUGAGCGGAAAUUAUCUGCAGACAUCCGCGCUGCAGGUCAUCGCUGGCAUGCCAUUUUUGAUGCAAUUAUUCGCACAGAGGAAUUUUCUUGAUAGUUGCGCGUUGAAGCCCAUGUGCUACCUACAGAAUUUAUCGUUGGCUAGAAAUCGGAUUUGCGAUACAAUCGGUGUGAUUCAACCGGAACUUAGAUAUUUAAACCUCAAUUAUAAUCAAAUUUACGAAAUAAUUUUUCCAUCUGAUGAUGUCCCAAUGCUUGAAGAAUUGGAAAUGCGUGGAAAUAAUUUGUUUGAAGUUAGUGGAAAGUUCCCAGAAUCGCUGGAAAAGCUUUAUUUGGCUGAGAAUAAUUUAACACGUUUUGUAUCUGGAGAUCUCGCAAAAUUACCAAAUUUGAAAGUGCUGCAUGUGCGGAGCAACAACAUUCAGAAAUUGGAUGGAUUUACAUCACACUUAACAAGUCUCAAGUAUCUUAAUCUUCGAAAUAACAAAAUAACAAAAAUAAGACAAUUCAGAAAGCUGCAAUGCUUGCCUGCAUUAGAAACAAUUAUAUUUCUUGAAAAUCCGGUAGCAGGAAAUAUGAAUUCAAAACCAAACCAUGGGGAAGAAGAUGAGAAAGAUGAAGAUGACGAUGAUGAGGAAUUGGGUGAAGACCAGGAAGAAAUUGAUCCCAAUAGAGUGUCAAUUCUUGCAUUACUACCCAAUUUGAAAAGGAUAAAUAAAGUUUUGGUGACUUUUAUUGAACGAGAACAAGCUUGUUUGAACAAAGAAAAAAUUAUUGCAGAAGUCAUGGAUGUAGAAAGUAGUGAUGAUGAAGGUGAGCCACCAUCAACGUUUACAGAUUUAAAAGCAACUGAUAAAAACACCGAACAUUCUGAACACGUUGUUACUGAAAAUACCCCUGAAGAAACUUCUUAUCUUGGUGAUUAA